This is a messenger RNA of Cydia amplana, 1761 nucleotides long. It is a transcript of the gene Kap-alpha3, whose product is annotated as importin subunit alpha-4. Lineage: Eukaryota; Metazoa; Arthropoda; Insecta; Lepidoptera; Tortricidae. Gene Ontology annotation, biological process: NLS-bearing protein import into nucleus. Gene Ontology annotation, cellular component: nucleus; cytoplasm. The record is from RefSeq and is a predicted model, not a curated record. Gene Ontology annotation, molecular function: nuclear import signal receptor activity; protein binding. The transcript has 6 exons. The coding region runs from base 186 to 1733 and encodes 515 amino acids.
GAUAGAGAUCCGAGGGGCGACGGAGUUGUACAUUUUUCCGUGUUAAAUAGGUUAAUGAAUCAGCAACGUAUAAAGUGCCGUUAAAACAUGUUUGUUUAGUUCCCUGUAGCUUUAUUUUAAGUUAGUUCUUUAUUUCAUUGUGUAAUAACCACGUUCUAAGCGCUCUGUGCACGAGCACAAUUAAAAUGGCGGCUGACCCAACGAAAAACCGCAUGCAAGUUUUUAAGAACACAGGCAAAGAUGUCGACGAAAUGCGCAGGCGGAGAAACGAAGUGACAGUCGAGCUUAGGAAGAAUAAAAGAGAGGAAACCCUUCAAAAGCGGCGAAAUGUGCCCAUCGGUGACUCGACGGACGAGGACGAGAUCGAGAGGACGUUGGCGUCGACAGACUUGAAGGAGCUGGUGAUGAACGCGGCAAAUGGCGAAAACCCCGAAGUACAGCUGGCGGCCGUGCAGCAGUGCCGCAAGCUGCUCUCGUCAGACAAGAACCCGCCGAUCGACGAGCUCAUCGCCACCGGCAUCCUGCCCGUGCUCGUGCUGUGCCUGUCGCGCGCCGACAACCCGACGCUGCAGUUCGAGGCGGCCUGGGCGCUCACCAACAUCGCCUCCGGCACCUCCGCGCAGACUAACAAAGUCGUCCACGCGGGCGCCGUGCCCUGCUUCCUCCAACUCCUGAUGUCCCCACACGAGAAUGUCUGUGAACAAGCUGUAUGGGCGCUGGGAAACAUCAUUGGUGAUGGUCCAGUACUCCGAGACUUUGUUAUCGACUUAGGAAUGGUGCAGCCUCUCCUGAGCUUUAUCAAGCCUGAUAUCCCUAUUUCGUUCCUGCGCAACGUCACCUGGGUGAUUGUGAACCUGUGUAGGAGUAAGGACCCACCGCCACCAGUCAAGACCAUCCAAGAAAUCCUCCCCGCGCUCAACAUACUUAUCAUGCACAGUGACAUUAAUGUUCUAGUAGACACAGUAUGGGCAAUCAGCUACCUAACAGACGGCGGUAACGAGCAGAUCCAGAUGGUGAUCGAGUCUGGCAUCGUGCCCAAGCUGAUCCCGCUCCUGUCCCACAAGGAGGUGAAAGUGCAGACCGCUGCGCUGCGGGCUGUGGGCAACAUUGUGACGGGCACGGACGAGCAGACGCAGGUGGUGCUGAACUGUGACGCGCUGUCACACUUCCCUGCUCUACUCUCACACCAGAAAGAAAAGAUUUGCAAAGAGGCAGUAUGGUUCCUGUCUAACAUCACAGCGGGGAACAAGAAACAAGUCCAAGCGGUGAUCGACGCUGGUCUCCUGCCCAAGAUCAUCGAGAACCUGAGCAAGGGAGAGUUUCAGACGCAGAAGGAGGCGGCCUGGGCCGUGUCCAACCUGAGCAUCAGCGGGACCAAGGAGCAGGUGGCUACGCUGAUACAGUGCGGGGUCAUACCGCCUUUCUGCAAUCUGCUCAGUUGCAAGGACACGCAAGUUAUUAAUGUGGUGCUUGACGGGCUCAGCAACAUGCUGAAGAUGGCUGGCGAGGGCGCUGUGGAAGUGGCCAACCUUAUCGAGGAGUGCGGAGGCCUGGACCGCAUCGAAGCCCUACAGAGUCACGAGAAAAACGAGAUCUACAAGAUGGCCUAUGAUAUCAUUGAGCAAUACUUUGCUGACGAGGAGGAGGACGCGACGCUGGUGCCGGCGGCGGCGGACGGCGGGUUCACGUUCGACCCGGCGCAGGCCGGCGCGCACGACGGCUUCCACUUCUAGGCGUCCCCGCCCCGCGCCUCCCCGACGC